This is a messenger RNA of Spea bombifrons (plains spadefoot toad), 1939 nucleotides long. It is a transcript of the gene RUVBL1, whose product is annotated as RuvB like AAA ATPase 1. Gene Ontology annotation, biological process: box C/D snoRNP assembly; chromatin remodeling; regulation of transcription by RNA polymerase II. The record is from RefSeq and is a predicted model, not a curated record. The coding region runs from base 220 to 1590 and encodes 456 amino acids. Gene Ontology annotation, cellular component: NuA4 histone acetyltransferase complex; Ino80 complex; Swr1 complex. The transcript has 11 exons. Lineage: Eukaryota; Metazoa; Chordata; Amphibia; Anura; Pelobatidae. Gene Ontology annotation, molecular function: ATP hydrolysis activity; ATP binding; DNA helicase activity.
CUUGGUAACCGCAUGGUAACGCGCCUGCUAGACAGGGAUUCCCGCUCACUCGUGGGGGAAAACCGAAACAGCCUCGGGGUCGCUAAGAUACCUCACCCUGUCAUCUGCACUUCACCAUUCACCCUCAUCGAUAUCCAGUGGGUUUUUACCCUGGUCUGUAGGCUCCAGUAGGCCGCAAACCCCGUUCUUUCUUAUUGCAGACGUCCCAUAAGUGCCGCUAUGAAGAUCGAAGAGGUGAAGAGCACUACCAAGACCCAGCGCAUUGCUGCCCACAGCCACGUGAAGGGGCUCGGCCUGGAUGAGAGUGGCCUUGCUAAGCAGGCAGCAGCCGGGCUGGUGGGGCAGGAGAAUGCCAGAGAGGCAUGUGGCAUAAUCGUGGAGCUAAUUAAAAGCAAGAAAAUGGCCGGGAGAGCGGUGCUGCUGGCCGGACCCCCUGGAACUGGCAAGACUGCUUUGGCCCUAGCAAUCGCCCAAGAAUUGGGCAGCAAAGUCCCUUUCUGCCCCAUGGUUGGAAGUGAAGUCUACUCCACCGAGAUCAAGAAAACCGAAGUUCUGAUGGAGAAUUUCCGUCGGGCCAUCGGUCUGAGAAUCCGAGAAACUAAAGAGGUGUAUGAAGGGGAGGUGACCGAGCUGACUCCUUGUGAGACCGAGAACCCAAUGGGAGGUUAUGGAAAGACCAUCAGCCAUGUCGUUAUCGGCUUGAAAACUGCAAAAGGAACCAAACAGCUCAAGCUUGACCCCAGCAUCUACGAGAGUUUGCAGAAGGAACGCGUGGAAGUUGGAGAUGUGAUUUACAUCGAAGCGAACAGUGGGGCUGUAAAGAGGCAGGGAAGAUGCGACACCUACGCGACCGAAUUCGACCUUGAAGCUGAAGAGUACGUCCCCUUGCCCAAGGGAGAUGUCCACAAGAAGAAAGAAGUGAUCCAAGAUGUCACACUCCAUGACCUGGACGUUGCCAACGCAAGGCCACAGGGAGGUCAAGAUAUUCUUUCUAUGAUGGGACAACUAAUGAAGCCGAAAAAGACAGAAAUAACAGACAAGCUGAGAGCAGAGAUUAAUAAAGUUGUGAACAAAUACAUUGACCAAGGUAUCGCUGAGCUCGUGCCGGGUGUACUGUUCAUAGACGAGGUGCACAUGCUGGACAUUGAAUGUUUCACGUAUUUGCACCGGGCCCUGGAGUCCUCCCUCGCACCCAUCGUCAUAUUUGCUACAAACCGGGGCAGCUGCAUCAUCAGGGGGACAGAAGAUGUUGUGUCGCCUCAUGGGAUUCCCCUCGAUCUUCUGGACAGGGUGAUGAUUAUACGUACCAUGCUAUACACACCGCUGGAAAUGAAACAGAUCAUAAAGAUCAGAGCACAGACAGAGGGAAUAAAUAUUAGUGAAGAAGCUCUGAAUCACUUGGGAGACAUCGGCACCAAGACAACUUUAAGAUACGCCGUGCAGCUGCUGACCCCAGCUAACCUCCUUGCCAAAAUCAGUGGCAAGGACGGCAUAGAAAAGGAACAUGUGGAAGAAAUCAACGAACUGUUUUAUGACGCCAAGUCGUCGGCCAAAAUCCUGGCUGAGCAGCAAGAAAAAUACAUGAAAUAAACUUGGUGGCAUCUCUUCCCCAGUGCCAGCGUCAUCAUAGAUGAUGUAAUACCUUGUGUCCUACGAGGCUCUAAGAGGCGUAUUAUUGGGGUUCCACCACCCUUAGAAGAUCGAUCGACCCCCAAAGACCACGUAACGCCUCUGCAGCGCCUGUUCUGAUCUGGGAACCCAAUAAAAUGGACUUGGAUGUUUAUUUGUUGAAAUAGGAACAUUUAAAUUACCAUCAAAAUCUGUAUCUAUUAGUUUUUGGGGUUUUUUUUAAUUAUAAAGCCUUUAACGGUCGUGUUCCACAUAAACCAUUAACAGAUUGCUCUUACAUGUUAAGUAAACAGACAUGUAAGCACUUCUA